Molecule: messenger RNA, 3627 nt
Organism: Racocetra fulgida
Lineage: Eukaryota; Fungi; Glomeromycota; Glomeromycetes; Diversisporales; Gigasporaceae
Source: the annotation of a GenBank genome assembly
AUGUCCAUUUAUUUGAAUACAAACCAUAGUGUAAAUCCCAAAAAUUCAUAUAACUCUAAAUAUAACUCUAACGCAGCUAGCGUAAAUCCUAAAAAUUCAUAUAACUCUAAAUAUAACUCUAACGCAGCUAGCGUAAAUCCCAAUAUCAAAAAUUCAUAUUCAUAUAACUCUAAUGGAGUAAGCGUAAAUUCAAGUAGCAAAAACUCAUUUAACGAGGUGGUAAAUGAGAGAAAGCGGACAAUUGAGAAUCUCAUGUCAAAAUAUCGAAUGGGUGAACCAUUCGUUACAUCUUCUCAUGAAUUUUACAUGGAAGACUUAGCAUUCAAAGAUGUAAGAUGCUUAGAUGAUUUAAUAAAUAAUUUUUUCGAAAAAUCUUUGUCCUCUGGACUAUCAAUCGAUAAAAAUAUGUUCCGACAAUUGCAAAUGGACUUUGAACAGGACCUUCACCAACAAUACACGUUGUUUUCUCUUUUCGAGGCUGAAACCGCUGGCGAAGAUUGGAAUAAUGUUGAUGUAUUGUCUAAUAAUGUCGAGAUCCCAAUAAAUUUUAUCUCAAACAAACUUACUACUAAUCAUAGUCCUACCGAUGUCAAUUCAAUUUUUUGGGUUCCAAAAGGCGCAACAAAUUGUUCUACAAAAAUUCCAUUCGAAUACGAAAGUUUCCUAUUGAACUUACCUUUUUUAGUGUGGUAUGAAUUUGUAAGGUUAUUCAAACCAUUCGGAAAGAUGCAUUAUUCUAUAAAUGUUUUAAACAAACUGAAGAACCGUAAAACUGGUUCUGAAUUUUAUGACGCAUUUGAAUCAAUAUGCAAAGAAUAUUUAAUGGAUUCCUGUAGGAAUUAUAACGGUCAAGAACUAUGUAAACUUAUACCAUACAAUAAGUUAAUUUGGGAGAUUUCUGAAACAAAUAAAUCUGUAGGAAAACGAAAGCAUAUUUAUUAUUCUGCUGAUGUAACAAUGCGAAAUGGAAAAUUAGAAAUGGAACUCAACCCUCCUAGAUCUUGUCAAUCCAAAAGAUAUUAUAGAAUGCUUUCUUCGGAAAGAUUUUUACACGUAAAGCUCAAUAAAGAAAUUGAUGUAGAAAAAAUAGAUGAUAGAAGAUUUUCUAUGUUAAAAAAUCUUUUAUUACAACCUUUAGAAUUAGCUGGGAGAACUUAUGAGUUCUUGUACGCAAGAGAAGGAACCUUAUACUACUUUGCAACUUAUGGUUCGGGUCUCGAACCUGUAAAAAUUUGGGAGGCAAUUAAUUCUGAUGUUCCGAUAAAUUGUAAUCUUAACAUGACAAUUGCUAAAUUUUAUAGUCGUGUUUCCUUAGGAUUUUCCGAUUCCAAUCCUGCAAUUGUUUUUGAUCAUAAUCAAAUUCGUUAUAAUGAACCAGACGUAGAAAACACCAUAGGUCAAUGUUUAACGGAUGGAUGUGCUGCAAUAUCAUUAGCUGCAAUGCGUGAAAUUGCAAAAAUAAUGGAUUAUAAAGAAACACCAUUAUUUAUACAAGCAAGAAUAGAAAAUGGUGGUGUACCGGUUCAAGUUUUUAUUGAUAUGAUAAAAGAAAAUGUACAAAAAAUUAGAGAUAUGGUAGUUGGUCAAGACGAUCCAACUGUAUUGCGUGCUUGGAUUGCGAAAUCCGAAAAUAUUUUUCAUAGACGUAUUGAAGAACGAAUUAAUAAUAAUGAUUCGGAUGUAAAUGAUUAUGGUAGUAAUAUAAGUGAAGUUAGCACGAAUUCUGGAUUAGGUGGUGUCUCUUUAUCUGGUUUUCCCGAUAGUCCUUCGGAAAUUUGUAUAGAAAUGCUUGACGCUGGGUUUACCCCUUCGACAUGUCCUUUUUUGGCAAAAAAGUUAAAACAUUUACUCAAAGGACAACUAAAGGGUAUGGCUUCCAGAUUCCAUAUAGAAACUCCAUUAUCACGAUCCCUCAUAUGUGUCGCCGACCCAACCAACUCCUUAGAACAAGGGGAAAUUUUUAUUCAAUUAGAUGGUGAAGCUGGUUAUGACGAAAGGGGAAUGCGUUUUGGAAUAAUUGAAGGUGACGUGAUACUAUCUCGUAAUCCGUGUGUUCUCCCAUCGGAUAUACAAAAAGCUCGGGCUGUCAAUAACCCAUUAUUAAGUAAAUAUUAUAAUGUUGUAAUUUUCCCUGUAAAAGCUCAAUCAAGAGAAGGUCCUUUAGCUGCCAAAUUAAGUGGUGGUGACUAUGAUGGUGAUAAAGUAUUUUGUUGUUGGGAUCCACGUAUAACUGAAUUAUUCGAAAAUUCACCCGUUGCCGAAACUUUACCUGAAGUAGAAAAUGCUUUUGAAAAAUGUAAAGAGACAGUGUCUGAAUAUUUGGCUCCUGUCAAAGAGAAUAUUGAACUUUGUGGCAAAAAAAUUCAAGAACUAUUCCUUAAUGAAUAUUUUAGAGAUUUUUUAACACCCCGAGGGUUAUAUGAUUAUUAUCAUAGGUUAUAUUCAUCUCACCAUGGUUUAUCUAAUCCAACAUCUAUUUAUUUAGCACAAGUAGCUGCUAGAUUAUUAGACGCAACCAAACAAGGGGAAACCCUUAAACGCUCUGUGCUUGUGGCUGAUAAAAAAUAUUCUAAAAUACCAAUACCACCCUGGAUGGAUAAAGACAAAACAGAUUCUAAUUUUAAAAGUGUAUGUAUUAUGGAUGACAUUAAACGAGCUGUUCAAGAGGAAAUAGCAUUUGUUAAUUCACCCGAAUUUACUGUUGCUCCUAAUGCUCAACUUGAUGCACCUGACCACCAUAUUCAACAAUUCUGGUUACGCGAAUAUGCAACAGCAAGUAGCAUGGAUGAUGAUAGAUAUAAAAAAGAUUUGGAACUUAUUAUUAGUGUUACUGAUUCCAUUCUUAGAAAAUAUAAUUAUGAUGUUAGAGGAAUAUUAGGUGAAGAUGAAAAAAAGGUUGAUCCUUUGUUUUUAAAUUCAAAUAACCAAGAACCACUUCCGUCAUAUUCAGUUCAUUCAAAAAAUGCAAGAAUAAGAGCUGUAAGUUUUAAAUAUACAGAAGAGUUUACAAAUCUUCCACCCGCAUCAUGUUACCAAAGUGAUAUAUUAAAACAUGUUGAUAGAUCUGAUCUAAAUCAUGAUAUUACUUUAUUUGAAUUGAGAUUAAAAGCUGCAGCAUUAUAUAUACAAGCAUUUACAAAAAAUCCAGAAAGUGAAGGAUGUUGGAAAAUCGCAUUUAGAGUUUUGUGUGGUCUUAAAGCUAGAAUGCUUGAAAGUGAAAAAUCUGAUAUUGUAGGAGGGCCGAGAACAGUUGUUUACGAAGACGUAUCUACAACUAUGUCAACAUCAACAUCAACAUCGCAGCCAUUUGCGGGGCUUGGACUUGAUAGCCUUCCAAUUUCUCAAGAACGUCUGUCACUUUUGAAUCGUUUUAAAAAUGAAAGACUAGGAAAUAUUCGACCCUUGAAUGAAUUUUUUGAUAGAGACAGACUCUCAAAACCCGCUAAUAUGGGAGUCAUUCAUGAUUAUGUUAUCACCCAAAAACAUUUAUAUAUGGGAUUAUUUGGUGUUUCUAUUCCACUUUUGUGGAUAUCUUCGGCCGGUUCUACCAUAUUUUGGAUUGUCGUACUUGGCCAUGCCGCAGUACUUGAACCAGGCGUUGAAGGAGGAUUUGCGGCAAAUGUCUAA